UGGACAGCGUUCUUGUCGCCACGUGACGACAGAAUCUUGGUGGAAGCUCGUCUUGGCCAGUAGCUAUUACAAAAGAUUUAAAUAGUCGCGCGCGCGACGGAGAAAGAAGGAGAGGGCUAACGGGCUUCAACAGCCAUCCGCGAACUAGUUUUAUCCGGAGGCUCAAAACGACAGGGAUGUCUGCCUCUUUUCACCGAGACUUUCCAUUUUUUCUCUGACGUCAGAUCAGAUACGUCCAUUUUUCACAUCAAUAUCGCGUGUCGUUUUAUUCGAAAGUUCAAUUUCCAGAGGAUAGUUUGGCGAAUGGAUCGAAUUUUAGCCAAGAUUUUGUGUAUCGAAGCUUACGUGCGCUGUUAUCAAGUUACAGAGACAUUUUGGCGAGAGUUAAAAACACUUGGACGAGGAUUCAAGGAAUUUUUGUUAAUCGUUCAUGAAAGUUGCACGAUUGUUUCCACGAUGUAAUUGAAAAUUGAAAAUCGAUCAGAGAGAUUAGUUAGCGGUGAAGAUUGUAUCGAUAGAACGUUGCUUUAAUCGUGCUGAUAUAGUUUGCCAGUAGAAAGAAAUGAAGAAAUACUUCAACGAAAAAGAAAAAUUAAACAGUGACUCACAGUUAAUUAUUGAAAGACGCGAAUUGACUGCCAGUGAAAAUUUCGUCGUGAUGUGUUAAUGCAUUGAGACGAUGCUUUUGUGAAGUUUAAGAUGAAUCGGAGAAAUAUUUUUGUGAGACGGUGAUAGUGGUGAUUAUACUUAAUCUUUGUGAACGUUAUAUUUCCUCUGUAUAUACUCUGUUUUUCGUCUUCUUGCGAGAUAUUCAUAUCUCUGUUGCAUUUAUUUUUUAACAUAAAAUUCAUUUACUAUACAGUAUAUUAUAUGGAAUUUUUUGAUCGAUAGUCGAUAGAAAAUUGAUCGUGUCUUUGCUUAGAGUGACUCGCUGAUUUUGAAGAUAUUUUCUCCUUUUUUAUUUUUAUUUUCUUUUGAAAUUUGCUUAGUACACACAGAACGCAAUGGAGAUGAAAAUAGUAAUAGAUGAUAUACACGGCUAUUUUUGGGAAAUUUGUAUAUAAUCUGUAUUCUGUUUGAAAGUAAAGCUGCCUCGAACGAUGCUUAAUAUCAUUCAAACAAGAUUCAUGUGUUUUUCGAAACAUUUACACUACCGGAUGCAAGAUUUUACUUCUGCUAAAAUAAUCUCGUGUAACAGCGUGUAAACACGUGAUGUGAUCUAAUGUGAUCCGAGAAAUGAUGUUUGGAAAGAUACAUAUACUGAUUGACGGAAAUAUUUCAAAUCUUUCUCAGAAUUAUAUAAGUUAAAAAGUUGUUGGUAAAUUUUCCAAACCUCUUUCAUAAAUAAUAAUACGGGAAAUGGUUCGUCUCUGUCGAAAGAACGAAGUUACAAGCUUUUAAACGUAUAAAUAUUUGACAUCCAUAUUAAUAGAUUUUCUUCUGUUAUUCAAUUUUUAUGCCAUUUAUUUUUUCGUCGUUCAUUGAAUAUUAUCGUCGUUUUGCUAAAAGUUCGAAGUUUCUUACGUUAAUUAGUAGUAGGACUUGGCACAGCUUCUCAGAAAUUUUCUAUCCGAGGAAAUCAUAGCUCGAAUAUUCUAAGGAUUAAGCGGUCGAAGAAGGCAAACAACAACGAUAAAUAAAAAGAUUGGAUAGCUAUUAAAAGCAAUAAACACAAAAGAAAAUUAAUUCCAUCGAAGAAGGAGGAUAACAAAAUUCGAAGCAAAGAUACAAUAACUAUUAAAAGUAAUACGGAAAAUACUGUACGUAAGAGAAAGAAGAGCAACAAGUCAAAGCAAUAUAUUACGAUAAUUACUAGAAACAACGGGGAAAAUAAAUCAAAACUAUCGGAGAAACGGAACAAUAACAAAAGUGAAGCCAAAAAUAGGAUAACUAUUAAGACUAAUAAAGAAGAUUAAACUACGAGAAUAAGAAGGAAGGAGGAGAUCUUAUGGAUCAUCAGCCGCAACAAAAAUUCAAUUUCCAUGUAACUCUAUCAUUGCUCCGUAACUCCGUAAGAAAAGAUGCAGACAAUCAUCCGGAGGAAAUAAAGAAAGGAAAAAAGAGCAGGAAAAAGUGAAAAGAAGAGGAGGUGUAACAUCAAAGAACACGAUCGAGGGAUUUAGAACAAGGACGACGAGCGUCAGAAGAUAGCUCUGUUUCGACGUCGUGUACGAGAUGAAUGGGUUGCACGUUGAUCGAGAUCCAUCAGAGCGAACUUGCCAACUUCUUCGCGACGAGGAAAACUGACUUCGCGCGUUCUCCUCCCGAAAUCAAUGGUCGUGACGACGUCGUUCUUCUGGUUGUUUCGCACGGCUCGUCGAAGGGAGUUUAUUUGUUGACGAAACGUUGCCUCGAUUAUUUAAUGACUCUUCGAGAGGAUAAUUUGGAGGCGUUGGAAUCGACGUAUCUGUCGAGCGUAAAUCAACGCUCGUAAAUCGCUAUAAUUCGCCUGGUGGCCCUGGCGAACCGUUCGAACGAACGAGAAAUUUGGAAUGGAGAGAUGGGCAAAGAGACACAAUGCACCGAAGAGAAAGGGGAAGAAACAAAGGCGAAGAAAAAGGGAGUCAGAACGACAUCAAGAAGCUGCGCAGAGAGAACGAGCAGCUGCGUAGGGAGAUAUGGAGCCUCAGGGACGAGUACGACAAGCUCGAGGAGAUCCUGAAGAGGCAAAAGUGCCACCUAGAAAGCGAAGAAUACGAGGAUCGCUCCGAUGAGGAUGGCGAUCUGCAAUCUGAUUACUCCUUCGAGGAGGACGAAGAGCUCAGCGAGGAGGGCGAAGAUACCACCAAAGAACCCGACAAAUCUGAGCAAUUAGACAACGCGGAAAAUCAGAAGAUUUCCACGGAGAAAAUGACUAGUAACGGCCUUCAUAGGCUACACGUAGACUUCGACGACUUAUCAGUGGUCGACGAAGAGGAAGAGCCGAAACGAGACAAGGAUAAAAAGGAAGUUUCUUCGGAAGAUGUUCUGCAAUCCAAAGAACAGAAAAGUCCACUUUCUAUCCUAAAGUCGAGGCAACUUCACGACAACAUCCCCUUCUGUCCUGGCACCUAUCAAUCAUCGACUUGCUUAGGUAGCUCUACUUACUAUAACGAGUAUCCUUUCAAGUUCCCAAGCACGCUAAACCUAAUGCUUCCUGCUGAUGCAUCAACGAUGCUAACUUCUCCGUGUCCAAGAAUAAAUACAGACCGAAUAGGCCCAAUAUCAAGUUUAGCAGGUCCGGCUAUAAAUGAAAUCAACGAUCAAAUAAUACACGCUCCUCCUGUAGGCUGGCAAAGUAACGUUAUAAUGCCUCAGACACAGGUGACCACGUAUGGAGCAACUGAUACUGACGGAACACCAAGUAUCCAGAGCUUUGCUACAAUUCACCAGGAUCAAUUAAAGCAACAAUUCGCAUCGACCAUCGGUGGUUUUCCAAAUUUUCCAAGCUUUGUGCAAAGAAGAGGCGUUGGCCUAAAACUGUCAAAUAAUCCACUCAACUCGACAUUCUUUGGAAAUAGUCGUCAGAAUUCGGAGAAGAUGAUUGAAAAUGGUUGGAGUACGAAUGCAAAUUUGCCAAAUAUGAAGGGAUCAACGGAUUUGAGUGUUAGUGAUGCAACGAAGAUAGAGACAGAAGAGAGUCCUGGGUUAUCAGGAGCUGAGAAACCGAAGCAUUUUUUUGCCCCACUGCCUUCGAAAUUAAAGAAACAGACUGAAGAAUCCUCGCCGACUGUCAGUCACUUUGGAACCGGGAAUAGUUCUAGUAGUGGCAAGACUGGAUCCACUGUAAUCUCAAAAAGUCAGUUCACAUCUCAAAAGGGAUCAGUUGAUCUGUACGUUGAUGGAGCAAUUCCAUACGAGGGCAAUCUGUUGAAUGAUAAAAGUGAACAGAGGACGUUCCUAAGUACAGACAACUUACUAAUCGCUGAAGUCAAAUCAGGUACGGCCAAUCAAUUGACAAAGUCGAUGUCGUGGCAGGAUUUACCUAGUAAGUCUCAAACCGCUUCGGUCAAUCAAUCUAACAGUAAGCAGCAAAUAUUGACCCGAAGUGACAACACUUUGGACAAUAUAUCAGACUCGAAGCCAUACAAAUCGUACCUGAACGUCACUCUGAAGGCGCCUCGCGUGGAACAGGCAGUGAGCCCCGACAUCCCAGAAAUCCCCAAGUUACCCACCAUAGACUAUCGACUCUUCAAGAACCCCUUUCUACGAAGUUUCGAGCCGUCUACCAGCUACAUGAACCAGAACAAUGUCACCAGACCGCUGUCCGUCCAAGUGAACGAUGACAACCUGUGCUGCUACCCAUCACAAUCUGAAGUGCCUACCUUUAACAGAGUUCCUUUUUCAGAAAGGUACAGACCGGUUCAGUCUGACAAGAACCGUCUCUUAAUCCCAUCUAACCAACUAAUGAAUGGAAAACUGAUGUCUCCAACGAGCAAGCCUCAGAUUCAGGUAACGUCUUUUGAGAGACCGAGUCCGCAUACUCUAGUAGGUCCACCUACUCCUUACGAAUUCAACACUAUGCGUAGGUUAAAUACCAAUCCCUAUUUACAUACACAGAAUUUGUAUCAGAACGUGCCAUUUUUGCCAAGAGGAGGCUUGUAUCCACAAAGAGGGAUGAUGUACUACGACAACCUAACAUUGAAGGUGCCAGCUCAGACGCAGACCUCCAUAGAUGGAGAUUCUCAUCAAGAAGACGAACACGUGUUUUCUCACGAAGAAAGUGUACCGAGUACACCAAGUGGACGUAGGAAGAGAAUGAGCAAAAAAGAGAAGUGUAGUGCCAAUAAGGAGCAAAAACCUGCGUCACCUACUGUUCAAAGGAAGUAUAAGAAGCAGAGUAGCGUCACGUCGUCGGAAGUGCCAGAGUCUCCUGGAAAAUCGACACGAAAGAAGCCUACGAGACUUAGUAUUACUACGACUACAUCAGAGGGUCAGGAGGAUAAAAACGAGAGCAGAUCGUCUUCGUCUGGUCAAGAUUCGCCCAAGAAGGAACAGAUGAGAAGGGUGUCUCUCUACUUCAACGCUAAGAAGAGGCCUUCGUUGACUUCAAUGAGGACAGUUAGAAGUGGCAGCUUGGAUAUUGGUCGAGAAAAGGAGGCGAUGGUGCUGAAUUCAGAGAGGGAGAGGACUAAUUCUGUUAGUAGCAGAGAGAUUGGCAGCGUGAAGGCAAGGAAAGCAAGUACCAGCAGUGGAAACGUGCCUUGGUGCGCUUGCUGGGGCAACGGGUGUGUUUAGGGAGUCCGUAAUUGGUUUUAUUGGUGGCUCUGGCUGGAUCUAAUUAAACGUUCGAGUUUUGUUUAUGUUGUGGCUUGGCUUAUCAGCGUGUGGCCCUCGGGUUUCAUUUUAAUCAGCCUGGCCUGAUGUGGAUGGAAUGUCUUGGGGGGUUGAUAUCUUUGAGGAAUGUGAGAGUGUUUAAUUUAUUCGGUCUGUAUUGUGAGCCAGCGAAUCUAUAGUUCGACCAAGCGAGAGUGAUACUAAUUGUAAGAGGAAUUUAGAAUAAAUAGUCCAAACCAUCAGACUACGUUUCUAAUUGUACGGUGUACUUUAAUUCGAUACAUCUACAGUAUCGUUUUAUCAAAGAAAACUUUUACCGCUCAUUGUUUAUGUAAAGAAUCAUAUAUUUAAUCGAAUUUCUACUUGUCAUUCAAUACACUAGCAGAGUAACUGAUUAGUUCCAUUGUUUCAGACUUAUGUAAAUUAUUGGUUCUAAAAUGAAACACCCUCGAAAUAGAACUGUUACAGUAUCUCCUCUGAUAAUUCAAUUUGAUUAAAUAAUUAAAUAAGAACACCUUUGAACUUCCUCAAAUGCUUCUGUGUUACCAGCAACUUUAAUAGCACAUUUUCCAAAUGUAGACCUCAUACGAAAUUGUAAUAUUUUUAUUAUAAAUCAUUUCAGUAUUUCACACAUCUAUGUAUCACACAUAUAUGAGUUUUAUAGCAAAUUUCUUCAUCUUCGAUGUAUUUAGUAAUUGGCGAUAGAACGAAAUUAAAUGGAUAGUUUUUCCCACUAAAAUUUAAAGUUGAAAAAGAAGAGCGGUAUUUUAUAUGCACCGAUGUAAUAAUAAUUCUCUACUCUUAAGUUGGGUGGAUUCUUGGGUAGCCAAGGAAAAUAUCGAACAGAGAGCUAGCAUGCUCCAGGAGGAGUCGUAUCGACCUUCACUUCAGCGUAACUAUACUAUAGGGCAACCGCUGUAGCCAAUGGGGGAGGUCGUAAAACUAGCGCCGGCAGAACCAGGACACCAUAAAACCCGUUACCGUUCAGGUGACAGUUGCAACCGUGGUGUUCUUGUCAGGAAUACGGAAGCACAGUCUCUGCCCUCUCACGAUGCUUAAGGCGCAAGUGGAUCGAAUCAGGGGAUUAAUAUUUAACGAGGAACCAGACGCGGAGAAGCCAGACCACGUCAAUGAUCGCCUCGAUAAAAGUUCCGUGAACUGUGCCAGUAAAAAGUCCUGGUAUUAUCCAAUUUUAUAUCGAUUACUCUUAAUACCGAUUCUAAGAAUAAUGGAAUGAAAGGAUGGAAUAAAAGUUCGAUUUUCUAUUCGUUCGACUAACCAGUUUGAAUUUAACCCUGCUGCGAUCUUCUUUUAUUUUCUUUAUAUUUUAAUCUCAUUUUUAUUUUAAUCGGAUAAAGAGCUUACUAGUAGGAUUUAAGAAAAUUUGAGAAAGAAAAAACUGAAGAAAUUUCCUAACGGUAGAAAAAUACGACUGGGAGAAAAAUGAUUCAUAGAACGCGGUAAAAAGCUUAAGCUUCGACGUCAGUUACUACGUUAAGAAAUAAUACGUCUGCGCAUUUAAUUUAAGCUUAAGGGGCGAUAUUCAUUAAAAAAGUUCGAAAGUAUAAAUUGUUGUAAAGUGAAACGAAGUCUGUUUGAUCUUUCAAAUCUUGCGUGAUUUCAGAUUGAUGUAUGUAAGUCAGACAGAUUGGUUUUUAUUUAUAAUGUAAUCUCUAAGAGAUGUAAAUAUAAUUUUAAAGUAAAGUUUAGAUCGUUUAGAAGGAAUAUUUAUGUUUGACAAUCGUAUAAAGUUUAUUAAAAAAUAAUAAGAUAAAAUGCAUUUUUCGAUGCGGGGUUUCGAAGUGCUGUUGUUUAACAGAAGCCGAAGAAACACCAAUUUUUUUUUUCAAUAGAUAAAUAAAAUCGUAGGAAAUUUAGCAAUAUUAUUAUAAUAUAGAGUAAUUGCAAUUUUUGAAAAUUUCUUUUACAAAUAUAUUCUCUUUGUACAUAAAAGGUAAUAAUUUCUUAAAAUAUCCUACGAAAAGAUGUAAAAAAUCAUUCGAUGUACAACAGCUAUGUAAAAUCUCAGCCAAAUUAGCUGGACCAUAUUUUCUAAUAUUUCUAAUACUGUGCCUAGAAAAAUCCAAUCAACGAUUCCAACUAAACUUCGUAUACGUGUAAUUGGCUAGAGUUGAGAGUAAAAUGCGAUAUCUUCGUUACUCUAACAAUCUCUAAUGUGAAGUUUCAUACAAAUAUCCCAGAAAGAUUGUACUUUUCAAUAAAAUUAAUUUCGAUAUGCUCA
This is a messenger RNA of Bombus huntii, 7498 nucleotides long. RefSeq lists its product as uncharacterized. The coding region runs from base 2518 to 5217 and encodes 899 amino acids. The transcript is spliced from 3 exons. NCBI's taxonomy places the organism in Eukaryota, Metazoa, Arthropoda, Insecta, Hymenoptera, Apidae. The record is from RefSeq and is a predicted model, not a curated record.